CCGGGGGCAUGCUGGGAAUGUCACGAGGGCUGUCUCCUUUCCUGGAUUGCUCCCUCGUGUUUCCUGGAUCUUUCUUCCUUUAGGGAGCUGAGGAAGUGGAGUGAACUAGUGCACAGGCGCGGCCGGAGCUCCCUGCUCUGGCGGAGAAGACUUUCUACUCUGUAUGUCCUGCGAGGAGAGAAGACGCGGGUGGCCGCGUUGCGGGUGUACAAAGAGCAGGUCUCCCCACCUCGGGGCUCCCACCCCCCCCUGAAGGAGCACAAUCUGUCUGGAGCAGAGACCCCAGAGCCAGAGGGAAUGGCCCCCGGGACCCUGAGGUUCCCUUCCCAGGGGUCAAUCACAUUGAGGGACGUGGUUGUAGACUUCACAAAGGAGGAGUGGUGCCUGUUGGAUCAUUCUCAGAAAGAGCUGUACAAAGAGGUCAUGCUGGAGAAUGUGCAGAAUCUACAAUAUGUGGGGGUUACAGUUCUCCGAGAAAAUUUUGUCACCUGUUUUCAGCAAGGGCAGUCACCAUCGCUGCCAGAACAAAAAGACCAAUGGGUCUCCUGUCCAGAGGCAGAGACUAAUUUUGAAGUGAAGGAGAGAUGUACCAACCUGAAUAUAUUUGUAGAAGGAUCUCGCCUCCAGAAGUUCAUCAAUAAGGGUCUUUGCGACUUUAUUGUGAGUGAAAUCUGUGAGUCUGAUAAUAAGGUAAAUAAAAUUCCAAUGAGUGACUAUGAAUUUGUUGAAACUGCAGAGAAAUUCAGCCAAUAUUCAGUACUAAAUCAGCAUAUGAAAUUGAACUUGGGAAAUGACUAUUCUCAGGAUAGUGAAUACAGCACAUGUUUUCCUGAAGAAGUAGAAUUUAUUCAGUUGCCAGAGAAACCUCCUGAAUUGCUCAUGUAUCAAGGUAACCUAGGUGAAAUGGCAUUUGAUUCGAGUUUAGAACUCAUUAGCCAUCCAAAAAGGAAACGUAAAAAGAUGCUUACUGUGAAUAAUAAAGUUGGGAGACCUUGCCAUCAAAUCUCUGAGUUUUGUUCUAAUCAAAUAUGCCCCUCUGGAGAGAAGAAGCCUUAUGAAUGUACACAAUGUGGAAAGGCUUUUACAGUUAGUACCAACCUUACCAGACAUCAGAGAAUCCACUCUGGAGAGAAACCUCAUGAAUGUAAACAAUGUGGAAAGACUUUCACUCGGAAGUGCCAUCUUGCCAGACAUUUUAGAAUCCACACUGGAGAGAAACCUUAUGAAUGUAAACAAUGUGGAAAGGCUUUCCCACGGAGCAGCCGUCUUGUUGCACAUCAGAGAAUCCACACUGGAGAGAAACCUUAUGAAUGUACACAGUGUGGAAAGACUUUCACAGAGAGGGCCUCUCUUCGUCUACAUCUGAGAAUCCACACUGGAGAGAAACCUUAUGAAUGUUCACAUUGUGGAAAGUCUUUCACAGAGAGGGCCUCUCUUCGUCUACAUCUGAGAAUCCACACUGGAGAGAAACCUUAUGAAUGCACAAUAUGUGGAAAGGCUUUCAUUCGGAGGCACCAACUUACUUUACAUCAGGCAGUCCAUACUGGAGAGAUACCUUUUGAAUGUAAACAAUGUGGAAAGGCUUUCAUUCAUAAGUGCCAACUGACUUCACAUCAGAGAACCCACACUGGAGAGGAACCUUAUGAAUGUAAACAAUGUGGGAAGGGUUUCCAACAGAAGGCUUCUCUCAUUGUACAUAUGAGAACCCACACUGGAGAGAAACCUUAUGAAUGUAAACAAUGUGGAAAGGCUUUUAGAGAGAAGGGUUCUCUUCGUUCACAUCAGAGAAUCCACACUGGAGAGAAACCAUAUGAAUGUAAACAAUGUGGAAAGGUUUUCAAACACAAGGGCUCUCUUACUUAUCAUCAGAGAAUCCACACUGGAGAGAAACCUUAGGAAUGUACACAAUGUGGAAAGAUUUUCACAGAUAAGGGCUCUCUUCGUCUACAUCUGAGAAUGUAUACUGGAGAGAAACCUUAUGAAUGUGGACCAUGUGGAAAGGCUUUUAGAACUAGAUCUCAUCCUUGUAAAUGUCAGAGAGUUCGCAUGAGUGAGAAACCUUAUGAAUGUAUGUAAUGUGGAAAGGCUCUCUCACUGAACAUCUAAGAAUCCACACUAUGAGAAAUUUUGUGGAUGUAAACAGUGAGGGAAGGCUUUCACAGUGGGGAAAUGUCUUUCUGUACAUCAGAGUACCCACACUGCAAAAGAAACCUUAGGAAUAUAGGCAAUGUGGAAAGGCUUUCACACUGAAGAGUCAUAUUGCUACGCAUCAGAGCAUCCACAUUGGAGAGAAUCAAGUUCCAUAGUUGUUUUAUUUCAGAAAAUCCUCACUGUAGAGAAACCUCAUGCAUGAUACUGACCUUAUAAUUGCCACUUUAACUUAUUUAACAUUAGAAAAUCUGCACUAGAGAAACUGUAGGAAUAUGAUCAAUGUAGUAAGUCCUUCCGGCAACAAUCAUGUUAUUCCCAACUGAGAAUUCCUUUUGGAUUGAAAUCUUAUUCCUCUCAUUUAUGAAGAAAGACAUUGAAAUGGAGAGUCCUGAGUUUGUUCAAUAUAAGAUGAUGUCUUCUGAACAGAGAAGUUCCAGAUGGAUUCCCUAUAGGAAGGCUUUCAGCCAGAGAUCAUCUCUUACUUCAUGUCAGAGGAUUCAUAGUGCAGAAAAACCUGAUGAAUAUUCUCAAAUUGAAUAUGUUCUCUAUAGGAGGAGGGUGAUCAUUAUUACUUAGAAAACCAGAAAAGUCUUUUUGCUAGAGCCUAGACUUUAUAUAUGGUUCCAAAGAGGAGCCCUCAUUAAAUACCCCAAUAUUCUUAAUUUGCGAAAAAAUGUUACAAUAAUACUUUUUCUUUGAGAUUCUAAUGCUUGUGAUUCUUCACUAUUUGCCGGCAUUUGUGUAUUAAAGUUUUUUUCUCACUCUAGUUAAUUGGCCCUAGUUUCCUGUCUUUUGCUGUCACAUAUAGAUCUCAUAGAAACAAAAUAAGAAUGCUUGAGAAAGAUGUUGAAGGAUGGGGACCUGAGCCCUACUGCUCAUUCCAUUCUAUCCAUGGUGUCAGACUCAUGAUGCAUUUGGCUGAUUUCUGGGUGUGAACAUAAGUCCCACCCCUGUGAUGAUGUAAUAAAGGAGAAUUUGAGAUGUCCAAGACCACCUUAUUUUUGGAAAUGUCAAAUAAUGGACACUCAGGUGCCAUCCUAAGGUUAAGCUGUCAGGCUAAGGAGAAACAGGACCCAAGUUGCUUCAUAAACAAGAGGCAAGGUACCCCAUUUUCUGGGAAUGAUGUUGAUGGAGACACAUUUUUUUUUAAGGGAAUCUCAUGCCCCUUUGAGAAAUCAUUAUUUUCAGAGAAGUACCCUCAUUCUAUAAAAAUGGACUUGAAUCCAGCACAGCAAUCCCCAGAAGUCCUUGGUCCACUUCUCCAGAAUGCUUUUUAAUAUCACUGACUUCUCUCCUGGGCCGAGAUCUAGAUUGGGUGUUUAACCUGAUUGUAAAGGCUUUUGUGGGCUUUUCCUGUUUCCACUUGCAAGCAGACACGGCUCCUUUCAUAAUGUAGGUGAGGUUGUCUAGGCCCGUGGGCCUAGACAUGUGCUUUCUUAUCCCAUAUUUUCUUUUAUCCUUAAUCUUCAAUAAACCUCUUAAAAUAUACUCCUUGCAGAGAGAAACUAAUUUCUACCUUCCUCAGUUCCAAAAAUUUUAAUCUUAACAAUUUUGGCAACCUAACGGAAAAAUGAAAUACUCUCAAUCUUCUGAUUCUUUUCCUUACUGAUCUUUAGUUCAGCCUUUAAUAGCUACUGCCUACAUUUUUUAACUACGUUCUUCAAGAUGCUUUUUUAGAAAACCAUCUUGAUCAACUCCUGUCAGCAGCCAUGUGCUUCAAAGUUCUUGAGCCGUUCCCUCCCACCGGCUUGCCUGCUUCUCCCUGCCUGCAGCCCCCGUUCCUGACGUUUCUCCGUCUUCACCUGGUGCUUUGGCUCCCGGCCCUGUGUUCUUGUCCCUGCCCACCCCAGUGGUUUCUUGUCCAUCUGGCCCAGGUGAUUCUAGUCCAGCAAAACCUGGCCUCCGACCCUGACGACUCAUCGCCCCAGCCCCAGCACUGAGGAUGCUGGUAGCAGAUCUAGUUUCUUCAGGAUCAAAAACCAGCUGGUAUAAAACAGGGGUAUUGACCACAUGGGAAGAUCAUAGGAGGAGAGAUAGAAAAGGGAGAUAAGAAACAGACUUUUCCAAACAGGAACUUAAAAGCAAUGGGCUAUUUAAAAGGAUACCUUUUGACUGUUCUGGUAAUUUCAUUGAAUUUACCUGCGUGUCAGAAGAAAGAUUUGGCCCAAAGAUUCAACUUUACCUUUGAAGUUUCAAAUGGGUGGCUCAGCGAACUGAGAGCCAGGCCUACAGACAUGGGGUCCUGGAUUAAAAUCUGGCCUCAGAUACUCUCCAGCUGUGGGGCCCUGGAUGGGUCCAUUAACCCUCAUUGCUUAGCGUUUACCACUCUGCCUUCCGACAAUAGACAUUUAAAUGGAUAAGAGCCCAAGGAACUUUAAAGAGAUAAUGAUAAGGUAUUUCAGACUCCAAUGGUUUAUAAAAAUCUUUGUAUUUCUAUUUCAUUUUCCUGAUUGUUUUGUUUAAUAUAUAAUUUUGUGAUUUUAAAUUCAUAUAUUACUGGAUUCAAUAUUAUUCUGUUAUACUGUUCAUUUAAUGUGCUGAGUUUUAAAAUUCUAUUGCUUUUCCCUAUAACUAUAUUGAGAUCAUAGUAAUUAAGCCCAUAUAUGAAAAAACAGCCAUUGUAUUUUUACCUUUGUAAAUUGUCACAUAGAGGAUAGAUGGACUUCUUCAGAACUAGUUACAAUUGCUAUAACAACCGUUGGAAAAUUUAAUGUGCUAAAUAUCUCAACUGAUUUUAAGGGUUUUUUAAACAUGAUUUUUGGAUUUUAUGUGGUGCUCCAGAUGCUACUGGGUCCAGUUGAGCAGAAAAAUAAGCAAUUGGGUGCUGAGAAGGUCCCAAAGUCUGAGUUAAAAAACCAGAAUCUACUCUUCACUCAUGCACAUACAAAGUAAAUGGUUUGUUGUAAUCUGGGAUGCCUAGAGCAGUGGCAGACAGGAUAGCCUUUUUUAGAUCUGAUAGAGCUAACAAGUGUUCAGGCUCUAAUUUGAGGGGUUCAGGAACUGAAUCUUUUGUUAGUGCUAUAAGGGGUUUAGUAAUUUCCCCAUAGCAAGGAAUCCAUUGUCUGCAAAACCCUGUUGCUCCUAAAAUAGCUCUCAACUGUUUCUUAGUAGUAGGCACGCUUAAAUGUUUACUAUCUUCUUGACAUGUUUCUGCAUCUGUUGAAGCCAAGAGUAGAUCAUCUACAUAUUUGAUUAAUUUACUAUUUUUAAAUGUUAUAUUGUUUGUGUCUUGGCUCAAAAUUUGCUCAAAUAAACUUGGACUUUUGACAUAACCCUGUGGCAGCCAACUCCAUGUAUAUUGUGAGCCCUUCCAGGUAAAAGCAAAAAUAUGCCUGGAGUUCUCAUGUAUAGGUAUGGAAAAGAAAGCUGAGCACAAGUCAACUACUGUAAAGUAUGUAGGUGUGCUAGGAAUAGAGGAAAUAAUAGUAUUGAUUUUGGAAACUACGGAGUGUCUCUUUUUAACAUGAUUAUUCACCGCCCUCAGAUCCUGUACGAAUCUAUAGAGGUACUUGCCAUCAGGUUCUCUUUUUGUUUUCUUAACCGGCAGGAUGGGUGUGUUGUUUUCAGAUUUGCAAGGGAUUAUUAUUCCCUGAUCAAUUAAUGAGUUAAUAACUUGUGUAAUACCCUCAAUUGCCUCCUGGUUGAAAUGGGGAUACUGAGGAAUGGAAGGAAGUGGGCUAGAUUUAGAUUUUAUCUGUACAGAAACAGCAGAUUUAAGUAAGCCUACAUUGGAAGAAGAUGUGUCCCAAAGAGACUCCAGUAUAUCUUUAGGUAUUUCAAAAGUGGGAGGCUCUUUUGCCUCUUGGUUCUCUGAGAAAGAGAUUUACAGGGAGUAAAUUUAAAGAUUCCUCUGGAAUUCCCAAGGAUAAGGAACCAUCUGGGGAACAAGUUAUUGUGGCUCUGAGUUUGCAUAGGAGGUCUCUCCCCAGCAAAUUUAGAGGGGAGUCGGGCAUCAAAAGAAAGGAAUGUUGUACCUCUAGGGGUCCUACAGACACCAUUCUAGGGGCAAGUCUUUUUUAACUCUUUGGGGUAUUCCUGAUACUCCCACUACACUUUGUGAGUCAAAAGAAUAACAACUUAAAUCUGGUACAUUCUUCAAUACAGACCUGGUAGCUCCAGUGUCUAAGAGACAAUCAUAAUAAGUGUUACCCACCUUUAAGGUAACGUGGGGUUCAUUAGUAUGGGGAGGGCAGUGGAUAUGGACAACGGGUAGUAGGACAUCAGGGUCCGGAAAAUCAAAGGUUGUAUCCUCUGAUUCCUGUGCCCCAUGCCUCCCCCAUCCCCCCCGCAGACACCUUCAUUGUGUUUGGGAUGUUCCUUGGGCACCCCCCUGAAGGGCACCUCGACUGUUUUUUGGACGAGCACUAUUUCUUAUAUAUUGUUGUUGGGUAUUAUCAUUUUCUUCAUUUGGAGCAUUGUCAUUAUUUUCCCAAUUCCUAUUUCUAUAAUUUUGGUUUCUAAAGUUCUUAUUUCUAUAUUCAUUAUAGCUAUUUCCAUAAUCAUUAUAAUUUCUAAAAUUCUGGUUUCUAUGACCAUUAUCAUUUCUAUAUUUGUUAUUUCUAAAGUUGUUAUUAAACUGCGUAUUUCUUCCAAUCAUCUUAAGAAAGGUUCUACAUUCCAUCAUUUAGUGGCCCUUCUUCUCACAGAAGUGACAGGUUACAGAUUUGUUUGUGAAUUCCCGCAAAGGGGCUAUAGUCUAUCCCUUAUUUUUCAAUUUCUUUCUUUAAGUCUUCCACUAAAGUAUUGCCUUCCUCAGGUCUUUUUACACGACCUUUAUAAACAUAGGUUGCUACUGUCCUCAAUUCUUUGAGGUCCAUAGAGUCCCAAUUAGGACAGCUAGUUUUAAAGUAGUCUUUUACCACUGAACAACAAUUCUCAACGAAUUGCCUACAUAUUUGCCUAAUGUCCCUUUCUCUGGAUAAAUCAAGGUCCAUAUAUGUAUUUCCUACAUCAAUAAGUCCAUAAACUGGGAGGGUGUUUCAUCAAUAUCUUGUUGGGUUAUUUCAAAUUUUGAACAUUUUUCAGGUCUAUAAAAGCAAGCUCUCAUGGUUAUCAAUAAUGCUUCUCUGGCCUGGUUUAGUUUUGUGUGAUCUAGUUCAACAUUGGGGUUCCAAUGUGGGUCUUCAGUAGGCCAAUAAUGUCCUCUUCUACCUCAUUUCUGAUUAGCCAGAGAGAUGAUAUUGUUUUUUUCUCUUUUUAUUAAAAAUGUUUCUAAUAAAUUCUCAACAUCCAUCCAAGUGGGGUCAAAAGUUCUGAAUAUGUUCUCUAAUUUUUUUAUAAUCAUUAUUGGUUUUUCCUCAAAUGAUGGCAUAUCUUCCUUAAAUUUAUAUCCUUAGGGCUAAAAGGUGUAUGAUGUCUUACACAUACCAAAUUUCCAUUUUUUUUAAAAAGUGGGUACUUCCCUUAAAGGAAAUAACCUAUCUGAAUUAUUUGCGACUCCUGUUUCUAGGCUUCUUGCUCCAUUCUCAGUGGGAUUCUCAGGAUUCCUCAAUGUGGGAAUUUUUAACAUUCACAAGUCAGAGAAAUUUCAAGGUUUACACCUCCCCUAAAUUCUCACAUCUACCAAUCACAAUAGACAUUUUCGAAAGGACAGACCAUUCUUAAUUCACACCUAAGAUGGCUAAAUUUUUGAGUAAUUCACACCUGAGUAAGUUCUCACCUCUUUGCUCCUUGUAAAUUCACAAGUUGCCUGACCUUUAUAGGUACUUAGCACCCUUUUUGUACUAGAUCUAAAAAAUAGGCACAGUUUAAGAACUUGACUUACUAUAAGUAUGGGUUUAAGUAUUUUUCAUUGUUCAGCAAGGAGUGUCUUCCCCUAAAGCAGGCAUAAGUAGGGGUGGAGUAGAGAUCUCACAUUCCUGAUCUAAGUUCCUUCAUUGUUUAAAAUGGGGAAUGGUCUUAACCAAAACUUAUGAAGUAGGGUCUGAGAAUUUUUAAGAUUCACAGAGGCCAAUGACAUUUUUUCUCAUUCUCCCCCUCUGCCCAGCAGCCCAGUGGGAAAACAGUAAGGUGAGUGGCACACAAGAGGCAGAGAUAAGAGAGAAGGGGAGAGCUGAGGUCACUCCCCUCCCCCUCUACACAGCCUGAGGACAAUCCUCUCCUCACCUCACGUGACUUUUUAUCCAGCAGCCCAAUGGAAGCGAUUUCUCUCUCCUCUAUGG
This is a messenger RNA of Monodelphis domestica (gray short-tailed opossum), 8312 nucleotides long. The record is from RefSeq and is a predicted model, not a curated record. NCBI's taxonomy places the organism in Eukaryota, Metazoa, Chordata, Mammalia, Didelphimorphia, Didelphidae.